Molecule: messenger RNA, 2846 nt
Organism: Wasmannia auropunctata (little fire ant)
Lineage: Eukaryota; Metazoa; Arthropoda; Insecta; Hymenoptera; Formicidae
Product: putative sodium-dependent multivitamin transporter
Exons: 9
Coding region: 245-2047 (600 amino acids)
Biological process (GO): transmembrane transport; sodium ion transport
Cellular component (GO): membrane
Molecular function (GO): symporter activity
Source: RefSeq, a predicted model, not a curated record
GAUAGUGUAGCGACGCAAACGAAUAAAGUAUUAUACAGUCCAUUAACAUCAAAAUACAAUUCAAUUCAAUAUCAAAAAGAGGAACACGUGCACCGGAUUUUCUGUUAGAGCACUAACAAUAUAUGUGCCAUUGAGUGAUCUGCCUAUUUUGAUGUGGAAAGUAGUAAAGUUGCUUGCGGCUUCAAGAGAGAAUCCACACCAUAUAUAUAUACAUAUAUUCUGAUAUUAAAAAUACAUAUACGAAAUGGCAGAAAUAAAUACUUUAGGAUGGAUCGAUUAUUUAGUUAUAGCGGUGAUGCUGUGCGUUAGUACAGGAAUUGGUAUUUAUUACAGAUUUAGUGGAGGACGUCAAAAAACUAUUCAGGAAUACUUUGUUGCAAAUCGAUCAAUGAGCAGCGUACCAGUUGCUAUCGCCAUGGUAGCCUCCUUUAUAACUGCAAUUACGCUACUCGCUGUAUCCGCUGAGAAUUACACGUACGGGACGCAAUAUGUUGUAAUAAAUCUAUCAUAUCUGUUAGGCACUUCGAUUAUAUGUUAUGGAUUUCUACCAGUGUUCUACAAUCUGCAGGCGACGAGCAUCUACGCGUAUUUAGAAAAACGUUUCGGAAUAAGAGCUAGGAUGAUGAUUAGUUUUAUUUACUGGAUUCAGCUGCUAUUUUAUUCAGGAGUAGUACUUUGUGCUCCUUCUCUAGCUUUGGAGACAACUACAGGAAUCUCCAAGAUUGCCAGUAUCAUUUUCAUUGGCUUUGUGUGUGCCUCUUAUUCUAGUGUAGGAGGCAUUAAAGCUGUAUUAACAACCGACGUAUUUCAAAUUUUACUUAUGUUCGCCGCCCUGUUUUUAAUUAUUGGCACAGCAGCGAAUGAUGUCGGGGGAUUGGGACAGAUAUGGGAAAUCGCAAGGCAAGGGCAACGGCUCGAGUUUUAUAACAUUGAUUUAGAUCCAACAGUAAAACAUACAUUGUGGUCUGUUAUACUGGGUGGUUUCUGUAAAUUUCUAGUACUUUUUGGAGUGAACCAAGUACAAGUACAACGUAUGCUGGCUGUGAAAAAUAUGCAGUCUUCACAAAGAGCUAUAUGGCUGUCUUUGCCCAUUUUGAUACUAAUUAUGACUACAAGUUGCUUCUCAGGAUUGGCGAUAUACAGCAGAUAUCACAAUUGCGAUCCAUUUCUUAAAAAAAGAAUUACUUCGUCUGAUAUGCUUAUGCCACUGUACGUUAUGGACACGAUGUCCAAUAUACCUGGUUUACCAGGCCUCUUUGUGGCAGGUGUUUUUAGCGCAAGUCUUAGCACGAUUUCUUCGAUUUUAAAUUCUCUGGCGGCCGUAAUGUUGGAGGAUUUUAUAAAACCUUUCUAUAGAAAGUGCAUCGGGCAUGAAUUUUCCUCUGCAAAAUCGACUUCUAUCGCUAAAGUGCUCGUGUUUACGUUCGGCAUUUUUUCCAUUGUGCUGGCAUUUUUAGCUCAAUUUUUGGGAGGAUUGUUUCAAGCCUAUCACACUAUUUUUGGAAUAACCAGUGGACCGUUGUUAGGUAUUUUUACGCUUGGCAUGGGAACGGAAUCGGCGACAGAAGGCGGUGCAAUAACGGGUGUUCUCGUAGCGUUUUCAUUUUUAAUCUGGAUCGCUUUCGGUCAACCUCGCUCGAUGUCACCUAAAUUGCCAACUACUAUCGGUGGCUGUGUUAAUAAUGUUACAAAUAUAACGAUGCCUAUUUUGCGGAAUGUCACGAGCUUUUCUAAAAGUACUGGCGACAGCUCAUACUUCUAUUUAUAUCGCAUUUCGAAUCUGUGGUAUUUUCCCCUCGGAUUCUUAAUAACGUUCUUACUUGGACUGCUUGUCAGCAAUUUAUCUCGUUUUUUUAUUAAGAAUCAAAACAACAAGAAAGAACAAUUAGAUAUUAAUUUAUUCUUUCCCGCAAUAGCGCGGCGUAUACGUUCUAGACGACAUAACUCAGCGGUUGAAAAAAGUUCUCCGUUAGACAGAAGGUAUUCUGUCAACGAUGUAAUCCACGGGAAAGAUAAUGCUGCAAAUAAAAUCUAUACAAAACGCUGACUGUUUAAUAAUCUUAAGAUAGGGGUUAGAUAUUUCGUAUACUAAUACAGUCGAAAGAAAUUUUAUUAUAUAAUUGGAUCAAAAUUGAACAGAAGAGAGAAAGCAUGGAAUAAAGGUAUUAUUUAUCUAUAGACCUAUAGUAUAUAUGUACGUGUACGGUACUAAUGAGUCGCGAUACACACGUGACUGGCGAAGACUGGCUCUUGGGAUUGAGAGCGGUAGCAGAAGUAUACCUAUAUACAUACAAUUGUAAGGCUAGCUGCGAGCCAGAUACAUUUGUAACUUCUGUAAGCAAGUACGAAUAAGCUGAAAGACAUUACAUCUGAUAAUAAGGGUUAAGUAAGAGAUGGAUACUGAGACGGGUUUGUUGGUAUCCGAUCCGAAAUCGAGGAAUUGUAAACGUACUUAUAUAUUACAUAAUGUCCCUAUAAAUUUACCAAUAAAUUUAAAAUUACCGUGUUAAUUAUACAUUAAAUUACACUCUAUUACCGCGUUGAUUCAUUUCCCAUCCAUGGUGUUGAUGUAGUUCUCCCUUUUCUCCAAUUCGAAUGCAUAGCCAUCCUUUUCUUCUGUCUUUUCAUCGAGUUUCUGAAUUCCUUAUUCUCCGUUGCCGUUAGUCGUCUCAGUUUGUUUCGCAAACUCUUACAAAAUAAUCAUUUUUCACAUUUAUUUUAAAUCUUCUCUUUUACUGGGCACUUCUCAUCCGCACAUUUAUUCUUCAUAUUUGUUCUUUGUAUCCAUCAGAAAUAUUCGACCUCAGCAUUUUUUAUGUCCUUUUCUUUAUCUGUUUUUUCUUCUC